UGCGUACUAGGUGAUAAUCACUUGGCGGUGAUUUGAUGCAAGGUUAUAGUGUCGUGUGACUUUCUUUUUCUUGAUUCAGUUUACUUCAUAGCGGUAGAGGAGCAACGAUUCUUGAGUAUCAAAUAUAUCGCGAUUUUAUUCUCGGAUAAUUUAUCCAAAAAACUACCACAAAAUUAACCUUUACAAAGAGGUUCUGUCUACCCCCGCGGAAGAAUACACAUCAGUUGCUUUCUUUGUGACUCAAGAUAAAAUAGUUCGUGACAAUGUACGCCGAGUGUAGCAAUUUACAUUGAGAUGAUAUACUGAAGAUUUACAGAAUUUUGCCGUCUCCGUUGCGAAAAAUCAAACUAUCUAUGCAACGGAAAGUACGGAGCAGGGCUGAAAAUGGCCAUCAAGAUCACAGCUAGACUGGAUAUUAGGAUUUUUCAGCUGUACUUAGCAGUAGUUUUCAUAGGUGUGAUAAAUGUAGCAGCACAGAAUAAUAAUUUUUAUUUUACACAACAACCUGUGGGUUAUGACGUGAAGGAUGGGGAGACGGCGACACUGACUUGCAUCGUCAACAAUCCAGCUGAUAUAGUUUUUCGUUGGACUCACGAUGGAAUAACUUUCGGUAAUAGUUCUCGUCGAUACAUGGACGGUAGUUCUUUAACUUUUACAAAAGUAUCUAAAGAUUAUGAUACUGGUGUGUUUGUUUGUGUUGCAAGAAAUGUACUCACAGGAACGGAAAUAACCAGCCAGGGAGCGGAACUUAACAUUCUUUGGAUAAGUUACAAUGGCAAAGUACAAUUAAAAGAACCCACAGAUGUGAAUCUUUUGAGUGCCGGCAUAGAUGUAACGUUACGCUGUAGAAUAGAAGGAAACCUAGACCCCACUGUGUAUUGGUAUAAAUCUUCUACCCCUCUUGAAUCAUCGAACCAUUUAGACAUCCGAAGUAAUAAAAUUACCAUAAAAAAUGUCACAACUCAGGACAAUGGCAUCUAUUCGUGCAGAGCAGAAAAUAGAGCUGGUUCUGCUUGGAGUGUAAUGUCUAACUUUACUUUGGACGUAAUCAAUCCUAAUGCACCAGUAGUGCUCGUCUCUCCAAAGGAUUUAAUAGUCAACAAAAAUGAGAAUGCUUUAUUGCACUGCGAGGUUUCUGGCGAUCCUCCUCCUGAAGUACACUGGUAUUAUAACAAUGAAGGACCUAUUACCAACCGUUCACGGUUAUUUAUCUUUCCUAAUGGCACAUUACAUAUCACCCAGGUCCGUUCCAGAUAUGAGGGUGAAUACGUGUGUAAUGGUAUUAAUGUUUAUGGACAAGACUUUGAUUCUGCCAGCCUGCACAUGGCAAGGUUAGACUAUCUUCCCUACCUUGGCACCGAGGUUGUGUUGUCUCGUAGCAGUGUUGAAGUAGAGUGUGCAUAUCCAGGGACCUUUGCUGGGGGUUAUCCUCCACCAACAUUCACAUGGCUUGACCCAUCAAUGACUCCAGUUCCGUCCAGUGGUAAUGUGAGGUUUGUUGGCGACAGUCUUAUUAUUGACUCAGUUGAGCAGAUAGAUGCUGGUAACUAUACUUGUCGCGCUUCCAAUAUGGCCGGUAAUGUCACCACUCAAACUUCAAUUAUAGUUGCAACUACACCAAGGUUUACAUUACAACCUGAGAACACUUCCGUGAAAGAGACAGGCACAGCUUUUCUUCACUGCCAAGCAGAAAGUACUCCACAACCUACCAUCACAUGGAAACGUGAUGGUAUAGAUGUAAUGAACAUGUUUCAAGGAAAUCGUUAUGAAGUGUUCAGUAAUGGUACCCUGCAAAUACGCUAUGUUCAGUUGACUGCGGACGAUGGUGAACUAAUGUGCAAUGCCUCCACUGUUGCCGGAUUCGUGACUGCAACAGCUUACCUAAUGGUGCAAGAAACAUUGAAAUUCUCCUCCAAGCCUGUGCCAAAACCUUUAAAACUUGGAGAAAUUGACACCUUGGUGUGCAAGGCCAGGGGAAAAACUGUGCCAAUUGUUUGGUGGCAGAAACAAGGCUCUCCUGCCGGUGUAUGGCCAGAUCAUAUCAAUGAAACUGAUGGUACACUGACCUUUAGUAGAGUGCAAAAGACAGACGCUGGGAAGUAUACUUGUUAUGCACAGAACACCCAGGGUUUGAUAAAUGAGACCGUUGAUAUUCAAGUUGUAGUGUAUCCAGAGUUUACAUUGGAACCUGUUGAUACGGAAGCAUAUGAGGGUUAUUCAGCUAUGAUGCACUGCCAGGCAGACGGUGACCCCACACCUCAAAUUAGUUGGACAGCUGGUGAGAAGAAAUCUCUACCUGUCCAUUUUGAAGUCUUGGAAAAUGGUACCUUGUAUACCAGUGAGGUUCGAGUUGCUGAUGAAGGGAAGUACACCUGUAUUGCUGGUAGCAACGCUGGACUGAAUAGCAGAGAGGUGACAUUGUCAGUCAUAAACCGUCCACCAACUCAUGUGGGACCAGAAGAAAGGAGUAAUCCAUUAAUGAUGAAAACCGUUGGAAUUGCAGUCGGUUGUGCUGUAGCUUACAUCGUUCUUGUGGUCGGCCUGAUGGUGUACUGCAAAACGAGGCGGAAAAAGCAAAAACGAGCAGCCCUGGCAAGAGAACGGAAAGAGAAUGGAGAAGCUCCAAAGGAGGCGUACAAAGAUUUCACGGAUAUUAAAGGAGCUCCCGGUGAACCUAAAGUGGAGAAUGAAGUGGCGAUGAAUAUGAUGUAUGCCAAUAAAAGACGAGGAAGUUACGAUAAAUUGCAGUUCCCACGGCAUGAUCUGCAGACCAUUACUAUGUUAGGCCGUGGUGAGUUUGGGGAAGUGUUUCUUGCGAAAGCGAUUGGUAUCCGCGAUGGUGAAAGAGAAACUGUGGUGGUUGUCAAGGCACUGAUGAGUAAGGAUGAAGAUUUACAAGUUGAAUUUAAGAGAGAGAUAGACAUGCUCAGUAAAUUACAACAUGACAAUGUGGUACGGUUGCUAGGAAUCUGUAAAGAAGCCGACCCUCAGUACAUGAUUCUAGAAUACCUAGAGUGGGGUGAUUUGAAGCAGUUCCUGAAGGCCACAAGAGGUGAUAAUGGCAAGAAUGCACCCCCACCACUGCACCUUAAUCAUAAGAUCAGUCUUAUUAAUCAAGUCUCCCUGGGUAUGGAGCAUUUGUCCAAUCAUCGUUUCAUCCACAAGGAUCUGGCUACAAGGAAUUGUUUAGUUAGUCCCAACCUUGAGAUCAAGGUCAGCAACUUGGCCCUGACCAAAGACGCCUACAGUAGAGAAUAUUAUGAAUAUCAUCAGAGCUUAAUUCCCAUUCGCUGGAUGCCACCUGAAGCCAUAUUUGAAAUGGAGUACAGUACAAAGAGCGACGUCUGGGCCUUUGGAGUGUUUAUCUGGGAGGUGUUCUCAUUGGGAGAAUUGCCAUUUGCUAACUUAGCUGACGAGGACGUGCUGAAAGGUUUAGUGUCUGGAGAGAUUAGUUUAGAAAGACCAUCGUCAUGCCCAGAGGAAUUGGAAGCACUCAUGCACCGGUGUUGGGAAGAUAGCCCAAAGGAUAGGCCGUCGUUCAGCGAUAUUGCAGUCACGAUAGGUGAACUACAUUUAGAUAGUGAAAUUUAAAAGAUGUGCCAGCAGUACAAGUUGAUAGUUUUAAUUCCAAAUCAUGAAAUACUGAAAAUCUAAUGAAAUUUCCACAAGAAUUCAGUGGCUAACUUUUUUUUAGUGGUCCAAGUUUUUAGUUUUACGUUUUUUGUUUGCACACCAACAGAUGCAGCCACAACAACAUACACCCAACAACACUGUUUUUUUUGUUUUUUUUGAAGAAAAAAAACUUUUAAAAACUUUCUUAAGCAUCUAUGGUCAGUCUGUACAGUGAGUUAUUGCAAUAUGUGUAUUACAAGUAGAUGACGGUAAAAGACUGAAAUAAAAACGGAUCACUCUUUAGAUAGAGAAUCUCUGCUUGCCUUUGAUUAGCAGUAGAUGAAAUGUGCGUAAGUCUCUGUUAUUUAUUGAGAGCAACAAGCAGAUCACCCUGUUAUAUAUCUCUAAAUGUUUUGUUUGAAAAACAAUUUGAAUGCAGUAAAAUGUGUAUUGGUAAAUUUUUAGUUGUACGUGCAUGUGUGCACAUAAUUUGUGUGCGUGAGUCAAUGUAUCGUUUGUAUGUUUUUAAAAACUAUUUUUUUGAGAAAGAAAUGAAUCACUCUGUGUUGAUGAACAUAUUUU
Messenger RNA from Saccoglossus kowalevskii, 4194 nucleotides. RefSeq names its product PTK7-like protein. Lineage: Eukaryota; Metazoa; Hemichordata; Enteropneusta; Harrimaniidae. The record is from RefSeq and is a predicted model, not a curated record. Gene Ontology annotation, biological process: homophilic cell-cell adhesion; synapse organization; protein phosphorylation. Gene Ontology annotation, cellular component: neuronal cell body; axon; plasma membrane. Gene Ontology annotation, molecular function: axon guidance receptor activity; protein kinase activity; ATP binding.